UUGGGAGGAGAGGGUAAAGUAAAACACUAAAACUAAAACUUUCAAAACAGUAUCAAAUGCGGUUUGUAUAGGCCAAACCUCCUGGUGGAGAAAUUAUGAGUUCCUCGUGGUGGGUAUUUUGUAUUUGACUCUAGAGAGAGAGAGAGAGAGAGAGAGAGAGUUGGGUGGGCAGUAGGUAAAGAACAGAACAGAGCACAUAAGAAGAAGAUCAGACCAGAGAAUGGCUAUCUCCCAUUGGAAGUCACCUCUGGUAGCUCACAAUCUCUGCUGCUACCGUGCUCUACACACCACAACAACAAGAACUUCUUCAACACUCUCCCUUUCACAACGUCCUCUCAGAUAUGCAGUGGUGGGCGCUGGUUUUGCUGGGCUCUCCGUUGCUUGGCACUUACUAAACAGUAGUGGUAAGGAUUUGGGAUUACGCAUAGACAUAUUUGAUGAAGUAGGCAUUGGCGGUGGAGCCUCUGGAGUCUCUGGCGGUCUUCUCCACCCUUAUUCCCCAAAAGGUAAGCUACUCUGGCGGGGUGCUGAGUGUUGGAAUGAGUGUUUAAAGCUUUUGAGCAUUGCUGAAGCAGCAGUUCCUCAAAACUUUAAUGAGUUCAUAGUUCGGAGAAGGGGGAUCUUGAGACCUGCGAUGAACUUGAAGAAUUUGCUUAUAUUGAAUGAUAAUGCUCAGAAUUGCCUUGCCAGUUGCAGAAUAGAGACCAUUGAUCAGGAUGCUGCUCAAAAUCUAACACCCAACUUAUGUCUUCCUUUCAACUCUGCCUUCUAUAUGCCUGAAGCUGUAAAUAUCCAUCCUCAACGCUAUCUCCAGGCACUCUUCUUAGCGUGUGAAAAUUUAGGGAAAGAACUAUCAAAUUCUGGCUUUGGAGUAAAAGAGUUACGUUUGCAUAAGAAUUCUAUUCACAAACUCCUAGAUUUUGAAGGGGAAUAUGAUGCGGUGGUAGUAUGUCUAGGUGCCAAAGCAGAUUUGCUUCCGGAGCUCUCUGGAAGGCUUCCAUUGAGGACUUGCAGGGGUGUCAUUGCUCACCUGCAGCUGCCUGAUGAUAUGGGAGAAGAUUAUCCAGACCAUGGCCCCUCAAUAUUGUCAGAUGCGUGGCUUGCCUUCCAGGGCCCCCGCAGUUUAUAUAUGGGCUCAACAUGGGAAUGGAAAUCAAGAAACUCCUCACCAAAUGUAUCAGCAGAUGAAUCUUCUAGUGCUCUUCAAGAGCUUUUGCCGAAGGCAAAUGUGAUAUAUCCAGCUAUAAAGGAUUGGACUUUUACUGGAGCAAAGGCUGGUCUGAGGGCAAUGCCACCUCUAACUCCACAUGGAUCACUUCCACUUUUGGGUUGUAUCAAUGAUGUUAUUGGUGGAAAUUAUGCUUGUAAUUUCUGGUUAUUUGGAGGGCUUGGUUCAAGGGGAUUGUUGUACCACGGUUGGCUCGGGAAAUUGAUUGCACAGGCCAUGCUGUGCUCUAAUGAAGAAAUGAUUCCAACUGAACUAACAUCUUGGAAGAAAAUAAAGCGAUGAUUCCUGAAAUUCUUCAAGAAAACCAUCUAUUGAAUUCUUAAUUUAUUUAGUUCUCUUAGAAAGAAGACAUGCUCAACUUUCCUCUUGCAAACAGAAAUGGGCCCAUAGAAUUUUUUUUUUGGGAGGCUCAGGUGGAGGGGGGAUUCUGUAACAACAGAGUAAACUGAUCUAUUACAAUUCAAGGUUUAAGAUUUAGGAAAA
Molecule: messenger RNA, 1711 nt
Organism: Quercus robur (English oak)
Lineage: Eukaryota; Viridiplantae; Streptophyta; Magnoliopsida; Fagales; Fagaceae
Exons: 9
Coding region: 221-1510 (429 amino acids)
Cellular component (GO): cytoplasm
Molecular function (GO): oxidoreductase activity
Source: RefSeq, a predicted model, not a curated record